UACAUCAUACUUCAUAUUCUAUGAGAUCAUCAUAUGUUCGACCUGUGAGAACCACACAUCUCUAUGUCAUCAACAUUCAUCACAUAAACACUUCAUCCUCCAGUUUAUCAUCAACAUUCAUCACAUAAACACUUCAUCCUCCAAUUUAUCAUCAACAUUCAUCACAAACACUUCAUCCUCCAGUUUAUCAUCAACAUUCAUCACAUAAACACUUCAUCCUCCAGUUUAUCAUCAACAUUCAUCACAUAAACACUUCAUCCUCCAAUUUAUCAUCAACAUUCAUCACAAACACUUCAUCCUCCAGUUUAUCAUCAACAUUCAUCACAUAAACACUUCAUCCUCCAGUUUAUCAUCAACAUUCAUCACAAACACUUCAUCCUCCAGUUUAUCAUCAACAUUCAUCACAAACACUUCAUCCUCUAGUUUAUCAUCAACAUUCAUCACAUAAACACUUCAUCCUCCAGUUUAUCAUCAACAUUCAUCACAAACACUUCAUCCUCCAGUUUAUCAUCAACAUUCAUCACAAACACUUCAUCCUCUAGUUUAUCAUGAACAUUCAUCACAUAAACACUUCAUCCUCUAGUUUAUCAUCAUUCAUCACAAACACUUCAUCCUCCAGUUUAUCAUCAACAUUCAUCACAUAAACACUUCAUCCUCUAGUUUAUCAUCAACAUUCAUCACAAACACUUCAUCCUCCAGUUUAUCAUCAACAUUCAUCACAUAAACACUUCAUCCUCCAGUUUAUCAUCAACAUUCAUCACAUAAACACUUCAUCCUCCAGUUUAUCAUCAACAUUCAUCACAUAAACACUUCAUCCUCCAGUUUAUCAUCAACAUUCAUCACAUAAACACUUCAUCCUCUAGUUUAUCAUCAUUCAUCACAAACACUUCAUCCUCCAGUUUAUCAUCAACAUUCAUCACAUAAACACUUCAUCCUCUAGUUUAUCAUGAACAUUCAUCACAAACACUUCAUCCUCCAGUUUAUCAUCAACAUUCAUCACAAACACGUCAUCCUCUAGUUUAUCAUCAACAUUCAUCGCAUAAACACUUCAUCCUCCAGUUUAUCAUCAACAUUCAUCACAUAAAAACUUCAUCCUCCAGUUUAUCAUCAACAUUCAUCACAUAAACACUUCAUCCUCUAGUUUAUCAUCAACAUUCAUCACAUAAACACUUCAACCUCCAGCGUUGUUUAUCAGAAUGAUUCUGACUCCAUGUUGUUUGUGAAGAUGAAGACGCCACCAGAGAGGUCAGGGAUCACCUUCAAGGUCGGAGCUCAGCUAGAAGCACGAGACCGCCACAAGAAGUGGUACGUGGCGACCAUUGAGCAGAUCGACAGUGGGCGUGAGCGUCUGCAGGUGCAUUACCGCCGUUGGAGCCGGCGGCAUGACGAGUGGUUCCCCUGGACCUCGCCCUGCCUCAGGCCGCUGGAGCGCGUCAGCCUGAGGAGGCGGGGCCUGACCCCGGCCGGCUCGCCACCGAUGUUUGUCUCAGGAGAAAAGGUUCUGGCCUGUUGGACCGACUGUCGUUUCUACCCGGCUAAAAUCCUCAGAGUCAACAAGGAUGACUCCUACACAGUGCGUUUCUAUGACGGUGUGGUUCUGACGGUGAAGCCCACGAAGGUGAAGCCCUUCCAGGAAAAGUCCAGAUCUGAGAAGAGUGCGUUGGGAAGCGAGGGAUGGGAGGAAGGGGAGAGCGAAGAGGAUGUUGGAGAGGAGGAGAGGAAGGAGGAGGAAGAAGAGAGAAAGGAGGAGGAGGAGGAAACAGAGAAGCUGACAUCAGGAGAAGAGGAGGAGAGGAAGAGGAGGGCAGACUCUUCAUCCUCUCCUCCGCCAGCAAAGAAGAAAACAUACACUGAUUCUCUCCCAGGCAGAAACAGUGGAGCUCAGAAUCAGCCAAUCACAGCCGAGUGCACCCAGCCAGAUCCUCCAAGCCCCGCCCACAUGGACAGAGACGUCCUGUUGGAGCGCCAGGCUCACCUGCCCACCUCACACAAGUUCAGCCGGGAGCCUCUCUACAGGGUGAUCAGGAACCAGCCCCCCCCCAUCCUCUCCAUCGAGUUGGACCACAACCCCUUCAAGUGUCCCAGCUGCUCCAAGUCCUUCAGGAAGGCCGGGCUGCUGCACGACCACGUCAAGCACUACCACGCCACGCAGGCGCAGACGCCCAGGAGGAAGAGGUCGUCCUCUAAGGGCAGCGACUUCCUGUCGGACAGCAGGAGUGAGGACCAGUACGACGGUCACCACGGCGACAGGCGGCCCGGCGCCCCGGACAACGACGGGAAGAAGGGAGGAGGCCGGAAGGAGAGGAAGAGCUUCAAGCUGAGGGUGAAGCUGAAGAAGAAGAAGAAGAAGAAGAAGAAGAAGAAGAAGAAGCGCCAGUCAGCACUCGGCAGCAGCGACGAUGACGAGAAGCCUGCAGCGCCCCCGAGGGCUGGAGCCACGCCCCCUACAGUCGAUGACGGCAGUGACUGGUCGACGCUCACGGCGGAAAGCGGGGAGGACACGCCCCCUUGGCCCGCCGCCAUGGAAACGGACGAGUGUGAGGUGGUGAGGUGCGUGUGUGAGGUAGACGAGGAGAACGACUUCAUGAUCCAGUGUGAGUCGUGCCUGUGCUGGCAGCACGGUACCUGUAUGGGUCUGUAUGAGGACAACGUGCCACACAGCUACACCUGCUACUACUGCAGACACACGGCGGGCUGGAGGCGGGCUCAGCGCUUCCUGUCAGAACCGGACCUGCGCCUGCCGGGUCACAUGUUCGGGCUCUCCUGUGUGAAGCAGAACUACUCUGAGCUCAACGCGGCCGCCGUGUGUCACACCAGCCGCCUGCUGGCCCACGCGCUCGGCCUGCAGGCGGUGCUGAGCGGCCUGCAGCUGAAGAUCGGCCUGCUGAGAGCCCCGCCCCCAACCGACCUGCAGCUGUGGAGGCGGCCCUGGAGGCGGGAGGAGGGGCCGAGGGAGGAGGCGCCCGUCUGCUACGUCAGCAGCGAGCACUGCUACCAGAAACCAGGUGCAUCAUGGGAAAAGGAGCGGCGGGAGGACGACACCGAGCUGAGGGAGAUGAAGACUGAAGACCAGAAACCAUCCGACGACGGCUCCGCACACUCGGACCGCCGCCAACACACACACACACACACACACACACAAGAACACGCAAACGCACACGCUCGUGCGGCGCCCGAGGCCGAGUGUCAGCUGAACCUUCUGGAACACGUCGAGUCUCUUCACCUCCAGAUCAGCUCCAGGAUGGACAUGAUAGAGAGAGAGCUGGACGUUCUGGAGUCCUGGUUGGACCAAUCGGGUGAGCUCGAGCCCCCGGACCCUUUGUCCCGCCUCCCACAGCUCAAACAGCGAAUCAGGCGGCUGCUGCGUGACCUGUGCACCGUGAGACACCUGUCGGUCUGGCGCUGACACUCUGUUCCCCUCCCCCGAAAACUCUUUGACCUUUUGACCCCACCGGUGUCCGGUCGGCCGACGGAGGGCGAGUCGCCUCCCGCCGCGUCCGGAGAGACGAGCGCGCGGUCCGACCCCCGCGGCGGGGCGCGGCGCCCCCGGUGGUGGACAACACGUCUUCGCUCGCAGCGAUGGACUUCUGUCUGAUUUUUAAAAAGGUACCAGAACACGGGAUGGAUUCUUGAUGAGGCUCCCGAUUGGCCGAUGGACUCGUUAGCGUCCGGCUCGUUAACAGACGGCCAAUCGGACGCCUCGGCCUCUUUCCUCUCAGCAGAUUGACGGGUCGUUCAUUCUGAAGGGAGAAGAAAGAGCUGAGGUUCAUCAGGGAGGAGAAGGAUCACAUGCUGAGGACAAACAAACAAACAAACAAACAAACACCUGGGCUGGAGACGAGCUGCUGCUCUCAUCUUUAAAGACGACGUCGUUUAAAUCACUUCAGAAUAUGAAGCGGGAAUGUUUUAUUUCACUAGAUGAAUAAAAAAUGGUCUUUACACAUAUACACAUAUAUAUAUAUACACAUAUAUAUAUACACAUAUAUAUGUGUAUAUAUAUUCAUAUACAGGCACGUGCUCAGACAUUUUGGGGGGCAGGUGCUCAAACCAAAAAAAGGGCACCCAAUGCCAAAAAAAGAAUUGUGACGGAGUUGAAGCGUCAGCAGCGUUACACGGAUGAUGCAAUACGUCCUCCACCUGGUCUCCUCUGGCAGCAUCAGACCACUAGCUUACAUGUUCUUAUUGAAUAAAGAUGAAUUAUUAUAGAGCAACAA
This is a messenger RNA of Pseudoliparis swirei, 4214 nucleotides long. RefSeq names its product PHD finger protein 20-like. The coding region runs from base 1211 to 3406 and encodes 731 amino acids. The record is from RefSeq and is a predicted model, not a curated record. Gene Ontology annotation, cellular component: nucleus; NSL complex. Gene Ontology annotation, biological process: regulation of transcription by RNA polymerase II. NCBI's taxonomy places the organism in Eukaryota, Metazoa, Chordata, Actinopteri, Perciformes, Liparidae. The transcript has 17 exons.